AAUUUGUUGUUAAAAGAAAGUGGAAUGCUUUUAGUACUAGUACUGUUUUAAAUAAGUUUAAUGAUUCCAAAACUUAUUUUGACAAUAUUUGCAAUCCUACAAAAGAAAAUAAACGGCCAAUAUUAUCCAGUCUCAUGUUUCGAGAAAUUACCAAAAAUUUCGAUGGAUCUAAUAGUAGAAAAUUAACAGAACAAGACCAAAGUGUUACCAUAAUAAGAGUUGUUGAUAAAUUUAUUGGCUUUUUUAAACAAGAAGACUUUGGUAUCGUUAAAAUAUUUACUGAACAUCCUACCGUAUUUAAUACAGCUGUUCUCGUAAACGUACUUCAAGGAUUUAAUGAGUUAGUAAAUACAGGUGUUAAAAAGGUUGUUCUUGAUUUAUCUGACAAUUUGGGUGGACUAUACUUUGUCGUCCUAUUUAUCAAUUUACUCUUAUUUCCUAAUACUUAUCCUACCUUUGUCUUUGAUCUGAGAAUUACUGAACAAAUGAAACUUGCAGUUACUGAACAAUUUCGACUUGCGACUUCAAAUAAUAUUUUCAACAUAAAAGGAUUUGUUAAUGCAAAUACUCAUGCCAAUUUUACAAGUGCUGAUGACUUCUUUGGUAAUAAUGUUCAUACACGUGGUGGUGUUGUGGAGAAUUAUUCAAAUAAAUAUACUAUAAGCGAUAUUGGAAUUAAUGAGCUUAGUCAAUUGAUUAAACAAAACUUAGCAAAUCCCCUUCCUUGGAAACCUGAAGAUUACAUUAUUUUAACUAAUGGUUUAUGUGGCUCUGCAUGCGCCCAUAUCACUGAACAUGCUGCUGAAUUUAAUAAUGUGACUACCGUUGCAGUUGGAGGGAUUUUUAGCAAUCCUUUAUUAUCUUAUUCUUCAUUUCCUGGUGGUUUUGUUCGUAAUUCAACUGAGAUAUUUAAUUCCUUAGGUAAAUUAAAUUUAUUAAAUAAUACUUUAAUGCCUAAACCUUUUCCCCUGAGUGGAAUGUUCGCUACUUUACCUUUGAAUGAGGCGUAUAGUAAAAUAAAUCCUGAUGAAAUCUUGGAAUAUGCAUUUAGACCUGCUGAUUUUAGAAUAUUGUAUGAUGAAAAAAAUAUUAGAAACGCUUCUAUUUUAUGGUCUCAAGCUGCUGCUUUGAUUGGAAAAAAAA
Messenger RNA from Racocetra persica, 1143 nucleotides. Lineage: Eukaryota; Fungi; Glomeromycota; Glomeromycetes; Diversisporales; Gigasporaceae. The record is from the annotation of a GenBank genome assembly.